GAGCAACCGGCAACAUUGGCAACUGACUGGCAUAUAAAUAGACGGGUCCGCGGGGUCUGUGAUCAGUGCAAGCAGGUCUCUCAUCGAUCAUAUAUCUCCAGCCCAACCGAAGUCCAGUCAACAUGAAAUUCUUGCUCCUGAGCGUGUUCCUUUGCCUGGCCGUCUGCUUCGUGGUCACCAAUGCUGCUCCCCGCGAGGAGGCCAUUCCCGAUGGCAUCGAAGGUCCUGGCAGCGAGUCCAUCAACCCCUCGGACGACCAGGGAUUCCUGCUCAAGCUGAAGCUGCUGAAGAAGCUCCUGUUCCUGGGCUGAGCAUCAUAGCCCCUCAUUUAUGGAUUUUUAGAUUUACUUCUGUGUUUAGGUUUUAAAGAGAAAAGAUAAAAAAGACAAAUUAAAAAAUGUAUUUGGUAACAAAACUUCAA
This is a messenger RNA of Drosophila ficusphila, 421 nucleotides long. RefSeq lists its product as uncharacterized. The record is from RefSeq and is a predicted model, not a curated record. Lineage: Eukaryota; Metazoa; Arthropoda; Insecta; Diptera; Drosophilidae. The transcript is spliced from 2 exons. The coding region runs from base 123 to 311 and encodes 62 amino acids.